GGGAAUGGAGUACCUUUACAGCCAGAUUGGCAAAACACUUACUCCAGUGCUCCAGAACCCAGAGGAGGAAGACAGGCUGGUGGAGGAAGUUGAUGAUCAGGACCUGCAAGAUGAGGGGUUUGAGGAAGAGAUCAUGGAGGACAUCACAGUUCCAGUGCUGUAUGAGGAUGACCCUUGCCGUGAUCUUGAAAACAGCCCCUCAUCUAUGCCUCUGCAUCAGUCCCCAGCAUCGAUGGCUGAGCCGUCCACAUCAUCAUCUCCUGGUGGAGAACGACAGCAUCUUGCCCCUGCCCCUUCAGUGCUGUCACAGCCAUCUGACACUGGAAGCAGUAUUUCCGACGAGGCUCAGGGAGCAGUCAUUGGACCCGAUGACAUCGCUGGGUGGGACAAGGUCCAGGAUUUGGCUGGUUUCCUGGUGGGUCUUCGUGAGGCUCCUUACCUUACUGACCAGCAGGUGACAGAGGCUAUCCAGCUGUGGACAGCUCUCCUAGAUUUCGACAAACAGCGGAUCAACUAUCAGCCUCGACAUCAGCCUCAGCUGACACAUGGGCGCUAUAAGGCACCGAAGCGGUCUGGAGUCACACCAGGUGUGGAGAGUGUGAAACGGUGUCUGAUUGGACAUCCUGGGGGUCCAGCGCAGUGGCCCGACGCCAACCGCUUGGUUCAUACCAUUUGUAUGAAGCUGUGUGCUUUACACAAGUCGCCAACCAAGAAAGAUGGAUUUUGCACCCCCAGGUGGUCUAAAGUUCUUUAAGAUUACCACCACAUCCGAGAGUUGGUGCUUAACAAUCCCACGCUGAUGGAUGAAACAACGAUCCAGCUGUUUGAGAUAAACCAUAGGACAUUCACUCAGUGGUUUCGUAAGUGGAAGAAUAGACAGGAAAUGGGCGUCCUCGGUCAGGGUCUGACCCCAUAUAACCCAAUUGCUGUGGCUGAUACGCACCUGCCUCCACUGAGGGAAAAAUUGAAUGAAGUACAUUCGACAUCAGGC
Misgurnus anguillicaudatus (oriental weatherfish) is the source of this 991-nucleotide messenger RNA. RefSeq lists its product as uncharacterized. Lineage: Eukaryota; Metazoa; Chordata; Actinopteri; Cypriniformes; Cobitidae. The record is from RefSeq and is a predicted model, not a curated record.